AUGGCGACCUUCCACAGCCUGCCGCCAGAACUUCUACUUCCAAUACUCACUCCGUUACCUGAGAGUAGCCUCGUACUCUGUGCAUCUGUGAAUCGUAAUUGGAAUGCGUUCGCGACUCCGCUUUUGUAUAGACGCGUCGCCGUCUACAGCUGGCAUUGUAAUGCAAAGACCCGGGCUGCAUCACUUAUGCGAACUCUUGCCGAGCGAUCAGAAGUUGCUAGAUGGGUGAAGCAUAUUGAUGUACGGGACUUCUAUCGGGACUUCGAGUUCCAUUUAGCGCAAGAGGAGGACCGAGAUGCUGUAUUUGAACACUGCGAGCAGGGACUUGCGAACUGUGUGAACCUCGAGUCUUGUAUUUGGCCCCGCCAUCGGACCUUAACGACCCAAAUGCUCGUCGUUCUCGCCAGCUUGCCUCGACUUCAAAGGCUUGAGAUCAACGCACAUUCAGGCACUUACGAGCCCGCGGAUCUCAUUCGUGUGCGACAGAUUCGAGCACUCGGGCUGACGAUGCCAGACAAGGCUGCCGUCGAUGUGCUGUUACGGUGGUUUAUGGCGAUAUGUGUAGAGCGUGUGGAGGAGGAACAAGAAACAGAGAUUGGUUUGCGUGAACUCAAGAUCAUUUGCCAGUCGACAAAUUAUGUCGGAUGCAAGCAGCUGACCACCCUUGCACCGUAUCUCACGCAACUCGAGUCUUUUCAUCUUCUCGGCUGUCCAAAAGCCGAUCACAUCGGUGUUGACACUGUUAUACGUGGAUGCUCUUCUAGAUUGGAAGAUCUCAGCCUGGAGAGCAUUAGCCCCAAUUUCGACUUGAAGGAGCUGGCAACGGGACUCGCACUACCAAGGCUCAAGUCACUUACGCUCACGCUACCUGCACCACCUUCACCGCACCUGAAGUUCCUCGAUGCGAUACUGGAAUUGACCGCCGAUUCUCCGCUCGUAGCUCUCACCCUCUCGCUACCCGCAACGCUCUCACCACUGUCAACGUCCUUAGUACUAUACAGCCCCACUGCCGCAGCCCAAAACACCGCUCCUAAGGCUCCCAGUUAUCCCGAGUUCAGCUCGUCAUUCGCUCGCAGCCUUGCGACCAAACAUGCACAAACGCUUAGGAAGGUCGCGAUCGCCCGGUUACCAACACCGCUAGGAGCUGUAGAGAUCCUUGCCACUUAUUGUCCGAAGCUCGAGGUGCUCAUCGUACCGGUGCACGAGUUCGAUUGGCCGCGUCUAGGAGAAGCGAUAUCCGCAGCAUCACUUCCCUUCCUGCGCACUCUGCACCUGUCCUAUCCCACCUCUCCCCGAAUUCGCGCAUUUACGAAACACGAGCUCAUGCCCCUUUCGGGACUCAGAGAGCUGGCGGAAACCUGUUCCUGCACGCUGGAACAGAUCGGCCAACUGAGCAAGGUUUAUGAGGUUGUGCGUCGGUGGGACCGCGAGACUGAUACCACGCCAGUGGUGCUGGAACGGUGGACUGGACCGAUCUUCCCUGAAGCAUUCCAGGUGAUUCGAGCUUGAAACAAAGUAUUUGAACAGGUC
Molecule: messenger RNA, 1530 nt
Organism: Dacryopinax primogenitus
Lineage: Eukaryota; Fungi; Basidiomycota; Dacrymycetes; Dacrymycetales; Dacrymycetaceae
Exons: 6
Coding region: 1-1509 (502 amino acids)
Molecular function (GO): protein binding
Source: RefSeq, a predicted model, not a curated record